ACUUAAAAAACAACAAAUAAAUAAAUAAAUAAAUAAAUAAAUAAAUAAAUAGGGACUGUAUUUAAUUUGGUUUUAAAUGAAUCCUUUAACAAAUAUGAAAAAUGUAUUAAAACUCAGUGAACUUGAGUUAAAGGAUACAAAAGGAAAAGGUUCUUGGCAUGAUAUGUAUAAAGAUUCAGCAUGGAUCUUUGUUGGUGGCUUUCCAUAUACGUUGACUGAAGGCGAUAUAGUUUGUGUGUUCUCUCAGUAUGGAGAAAUUGUCAAUAUAAAUUUAGUACGCGACAAGGAUUCUGGAAAGUCAAAAGGAUUCUGUUUUAUUUGUUACGAAGAUCAACGUUCAACAAUUUUAGCGGUGGACAAUCUAAAUGGUAUAAAGGUUUUGGGACGAACUCUUAGAGUGGAUCAUGUUGCCGAUUACAAACCACCUAAAGAAAAUAAUAAAAUGGAUUCCGAAACGUUACAACUUUAUAUGGAAGGAUGUGCACCCAAACCUCAUUUAUUGAAUAACGUAAAAACUUCAAAUGGUGAAAAAUGAAGUUCGAAAUAAUAUAACUUUUUCUAUUUAAGUUAAAUAAAUAUUGUAAUUAAUAUGAUAUACUUUUAUAAUAUACAAAUGUUUUAUAAAAUUUA
Molecule: messenger RNA, 630 nt
Organism: Lucilia cuprina (Australian sheep blowfly)
Lineage: Eukaryota; Metazoa; Arthropoda; Insecta; Diptera; Calliphoridae
Product: RNA-binding motif protein, X-linked 2
Exons: 3
Coding region: 77-535 (152 amino acids)
Biological process (GO): mRNA splicing, via spliceosome
Cellular component (GO): catalytic step 2 spliceosome; U2 snRNP; precatalytic spliceosome
Molecular function (GO): RNA binding
Source: RefSeq, a predicted model, not a curated record